UUGCAGCGGAACCGGAUGUUGCUCUUGCGAUAUGACGUCUAACGUCCGUGGAAACAGCGGAGUUUCUUUCUUUGUGUGAGAAAGUUUGUGUUGUGAUCCGUCAGAGCCUCUGUGUGUCCGGAUAAACGUGUCUGUAUGGACUUUGUGCUGUUCACCUUUUCUUUCUGCAUGUUUUACCUCUGACUCAUCUCCCGCAAGACCACAAACGAAUUCAAGUUAGCUAAGCUUGCUAGCUGGUUAGCACCGCUAGUCAGAGUGACUGUUUGGUGGAGAGCAAACUGUGUUUCUGACGGAGUUUGUGUGGAGAAAAAGUUGGUGUCACUGUGUGAAAAAUGUCUAAAGUCCAAACGGUGAGAGCGCUGGUGGAGCAGCGACUGACUGCGGCUGCUGAAGAGAUAUUUGGGCUGUUUGAAAGAACGAUAGCAGAGUACGAGGAGGACCUUUGUCGUUCAAGAGAGAAGAACGAGCGACAACAGAAACUACUGGACGCUGUUUUCAACCCUCAGAUUCACUUACACAGAGCAGACGUCCAGCAGCUGUCGGUGAGUGAAGAAGAGUUUCCCUCUGAGCAGCAGGAGAGGAGCUCCACUCUGGACCAGGACCAAGAGGACCCAGAGCCCCCACACAUUAAAGAGGAACGGGGGGGACAUCGGACCAGUCAGGAGGGAGAGCAGCUUCAGGGGCUCACAUUCACUCCUGUCCCUGUGAAGAGUGAAGAAGAUGAAGAGAAACCUCAGUCCUCACAUCUUCAUCAAACACAAACUGAACAGAUGGAAACAGGAGCUGAUGUAGAGGACUGUGGAGGACCAGAACCAGACAGUAACUCUGGUCCAGAUCCACAUUUACAACCUGAUUCUGACGACGAGCCUGCAGACUCUUCUGAACCUGAGACUGAUGACAGUGCUGAUUGGAAGGACACCAGAGAACCUCAGUCAGGUUUGAAGUGUUUGAAAAAAGAUGGUGGUCCUGCCAGAGAUUCCAGAUAUAGUGCUUGUGAGAAACGACUUAGCUGCUCUGAGUGUGGGAAAAGAUAUGGCUACAAGCAUGAUCUGAAGAGACACAUGGUUUCUCAUACAGGAGAGAAACCUUUCAGCUGCUCAGUUUGUCGGAAAUCUUUUACAUGGAGUGGAACUUUAAAGUCACACAUGAGACUCCACACAGGAGAAAGACCUUUCAGCUGCUCAGUUUGUAACAAAACUUUUAGACAGAGUGCACAUUUGAAUUCACACAUGAGACUACACACAGGAGAGAGACCUUUCAACUGCUCAGUUUGUAAGAAAACUUUUUCACAAGGUGGGUAUUUACAGAAACACAUGAGACUCCACACAGGAGAGAGACCUUUCAGCUGCUCAGUUUGUAAGAAAACUUUUACACGGAGUGGAACUUUAAAGUCACACAUGAGACUCCACACAGGAGAAAGACCUUUCAGCUGCUCAGUUUGUAACAAAACUUUUAGACAGAGUGCACAUUUGAAUUCACACAUGAGACUACACACAGGAGAGAGACCUUUCAGCUGCUCAGUUUGUAAGAAAACUUUUUCACAAGGUGGGUAUUUACAGAAACACAUGAGACUCCACACAGGAGAGAGACCUUUCAGCUGCUCAGUUUGAGAAAUCUUUUACACAGAGUGGAACUUUAAAGUCACACAUGAGACUACACAUGUAAUACACAAAGUGGGUAUUUAAAGAAACACAUGAAAAUCCACACAGGAGAGAAACCUUUCAUAAAUGCGCUGGCCGCUCGUCCUCAAAGUAUCAUCAAACUGAGGAGAACAAAGAGGCAGAGCCUGCAUUCAGCAGCCCACAUGAAGAGAUGCAAACCUCUUUUUCAAUCUUUUCAAAGGACUCGAGAAAGAUUUUCAGGUCUUUUUUAAAUGCUACAAAGCUUGUAGUAUUUUUUAUGUAUAUCUAUUCUGUGUUUAUGGAUUUUACCUACAAUAUAAUUAAACAAUACUUUAUUUUCCAUGAUGUGAUAUGAUAUUCAUUUCCUCUGUUUAUUUUUUGUUUUGUUUUCCAAAACACAAGUUCACAAACUGAUAUUUUAAUUUAAUAUUUGAUUGUAGAAGUGUAACAAUUACAACUUUAUUUGUUUCUAACAGCAAAACAAAAUAAAAACAUUCUUGGUUUAC
Centropristis striata (black sea bass) is the source of this 2128-nucleotide messenger RNA. Its product is annotated as zinc finger protein 37-like. The coding region runs from base 333 to 1610 and encodes 425 amino acids. The transcript is spliced from 2 exons. Gene Ontology annotation, molecular function: RNA polymerase II cis-regulatory region sequence-specific DNA binding; DNA-binding transcription factor activity, RNA polymerase II-specific. The record is from RefSeq and is a predicted model, not a curated record. Gene Ontology annotation, biological process: regulation of transcription by RNA polymerase II. NCBI's taxonomy places the organism in Eukaryota, Metazoa, Chordata, Actinopteri, Perciformes, Serranidae.